AUGAAGAAACAGUGGUGUCUACGUAUUUGCCAAAACCAACGCGAAACUAAACGCUAUCUAAAAACUGACUACCGUGUGCACUGUCAAUAGCAUUACUCUACUUGCGCUGACCAUUGUAGAAAGUUUGCGCUUAGUGAUCCUGUUGAUCCCGAGCUCCAGCAUCCUUGUCUGCAUCAGCAUCAAUCGACUUGCGAGCAAUGCCAAGGGCUGAAGGACGUUCUAAAGGAAGUGAGACUAGCGAUUGAAGGGUCAUCGUGGAAGCCUUACAAUUGCGAACAACGAGAAAAUGUCCUUUUCGACUUUGACCGUGCACCGUCAGACAUCUUGUUGUGGAAAGUGCACAUUGUGCGCUCAAUAAAUCAGGAGGAGGCGAAACAAGAUGCACUGGAAUCAGAAGACCCACAGUCUUCCAUUCUAAUCAUGGACGGGGCUAUGAAGUUCCUCCAAAUAAAUAUUCGUGAGAAACAG
Molecule: messenger RNA, 468 nt
Organism: Porites lobata
Lineage: Eukaryota; Metazoa; Cnidaria; Anthozoa; Scleractinia; Poritidae
Source: the annotation of a GenBank genome assembly